AUAGCAAGUCUUUUCAAUACCAGUCAUAUGGAACAGUAGCGUGCGAACUCGUGACCAACCAUGAGAACCCAUGCCUCGUGUUACUUCGUAUAUAUGCGAGCCGUCGAACAGGAUGCUCGUGGAACUCCUCAUUAUCGUCUCUGUGCUUCCGCCAUGACCUCCCCUCUCGACAAGCUCGAUGCGCUCGAAAAGGAGCUCUCGCGCUUGUCGACAGCAGAGGAUAAGCUGAACUCUGUCACAGCCUACCUACGAGACACCCGUGAUUCAUCUAGACGUAUCAUACACGAUAUUCGAACAGAAACGUCAGAGACUGACGAUGAAGCCAAAACCGGAAAGCGUCUGACUAUGUUGAUGCGACAACAUGGUCUUCUGGAGGCAUAUGCUGAAUUGCAGAUACCGAAGAUGCUUUCAGAGGCUGUCAAGCCCUUAGAGAACGUCCUUUGUGCAAAUGUGGACAUCACCAACGGAAGAAUUUGCCAAGAAGAAGGCAAGCAGGCGUGCGGCGGAUGUAAAUUGGUCUUAUAUUGCUCUAAAACAUGCCAGACGCAACACUGGCGUCUUCACAAGAACGAUUGCAAGGACCCCAUUCGGUCGCCGAACUGGAAGCCGGCCUGGAUUGUUGAAAAGCGAUCACCGACAUUUAUGAGUGGCAAUAACACCCUCAAUGAACGCUGGCAAAACGACGUUGAUCGGAUUGCGCUGACUCGGGCACAUUUAUGGGGUAAUAUCCCUGCAUACGACGUACUAGCGUUAGCUAGGAACGAAACUGUCCUAGGCAAGGACUAUAACGUGGCGUUCGUCGCAUCGGGCGACCUGCGCAAUGUGGUUUUUACCGUUAAUGGCCUCCCUGAAGAGUUCUCUGGCCGUCUAACAAUAAUCUUGAAUGAUCGUGACUCACAUGUUACAUUGAGGAACAUCUUACUGCUUUCCCUUCUGGGGUUACCUGAUGUCAAUUCCGCCGCCGAGUUGGCACUUCAUGCCUGGUAUUCGGUCUUCCUUCCAAUGGAGUAUGCUGCUCAAGUUAGCCAUGCUGGUUUCCGAGCUUUGCAAGACUUGAAAGUCGACGGAUCCAUUCAUAUGCAACUUAGUCCAACAUCUACCCUCGCUGGACAAGUGUCAGAUGAUAUUCGAUCUCAUUUUCUGGCCUGCUUAGAUGACACUUCGUUCGGAAUGGGUGAAGCCGCCCGAGAAUACGAACGGGUCCGGUUCGCACCAUCGCGCGUUGACCGACAUCAUCGAUGGUAUGGCAGACUAGAGCCCUCUCAUCGUCUGGCUUGCUUGGAGUAUCGUCGGUUUGGACUCGUUCUUCCUUUCGGGGCGAAGAACGAUCAUUUCAACAUGCCAAACCGUACAUUAUUCUCUUCGGACGGAUGUUGGUUACAGAAUGACCUGGCAAACCCUCUAGAUGGCUGGAAUGCAAAGUCCAUAGUAGAGGCUGGGCGAAAACACGGCGCGUCUCGUGCCGACCUAUAUGGUUGUCUAUAUUUCUUCCUGUCUGAACAGUUGAGGGUUUUCGCUCGGCGUCUGCGGAAAUUCCGUAUCUCGUUUCACAUCUUUAAUAGAGAUGCUAGCGAUCUUAGCAAGGCAAUCCGAGCAGGUAAUUUGGCCAGUUAUGGGGUUCCGUCAACCAUACGAUUCGAUCGAGUUGACGUGUCGAACAUCAUGGAUGCUGAAUAUGUAGGCAUACCUAGAAUUGUUACAUUCUGGGGUCCAUUGCUUGCUACAGGGCAACAUGCUACUUUACUGGGUUACUUCAUGAACUGGGUAAACAGACAAAAAGGCGGCAACAUCAAUUCAUUGGAUCCCAAAGCAUCGGAGUACAGUGGAAUGAUGGAGGGGCUUGAGGACGAAGGAAAGAUUCCAAGACUAACCAACAGGUCACUGGCCACAGCGCAAGAAUAUGCGGGCAUGAUCGGAGUCUACAUGGGAUUUCUCAUGACGAAGUACGACAACUCUAAGGCGUUCCAAACGUAUCUUGAUAAACAUGGCAUGGCGGAGGUUUUACAGAAGGCCCAGCUCAAACUACUUUACGAUAAUGAACUUCACAACAUCAGCGAAUUGGCAGCCGUGUGGGUGGUGCUCCGAGUGAUCUGCCUGAAUUCCCAGACAGUGAAUCGUGGUAUUUUGAUGCCUGCGUCGACCAACAGUUAUGGUCAGAGCGUUUCAUCGAGACUGUAUGGGCGUAAUUUGGUAGAAGGACUUGACUACUUUGUACAAAGCUGACGCCGAGAGCAAAGUGAUGAAUCGCUCCCUCCCACGGACAUUAUCGCGGACCAACAGGUCUGGGUAUAUUGGACAAUCCUAAGGUAUAACGACAUGUUGUAUCGCAUAGACAAAAAGAAGCGUGAUGAAAACAAGGUCUAUUCUAUGGCAAGAGAAAGAUGAAGCCAGGAUGUCUGUGAGGAGGGAUAAUCCAACCUUGUGUUAGGGCGUUC
This is a messenger RNA of Somion occarium, 2435 nucleotides long. Lineage: Eukaryota; Fungi; Basidiomycota; Agaricomycetes; Polyporales; Cerrenaceae. The record is from the annotation of a GenBank genome assembly.